CCUUCCCCAGACUUUGAAGCUUCCUGCCAAUGCCAUUACUUUUCUCUCCCUUGAUUCCCUGUGUUAUUAAUCUUGCUUCCCUGUUUCUCAUACGGGAACUUUCGUAAAGUUCGCCUGCCUGGGUGGAGUAAAACACUUGAAAGUUGAAAGCCAGUUUUGUGCGAUUUGCAAGAAAAAAUUUGUAAAAUGCCAAAAGGAGAGAGACAAGGAAAGAAAUAUCGAGUAAGGAGGAGUUAUCGUACCAAGAAAAAAGUUUUCAAGGGCAAAAAACUGAAGGAAAAGAGCGCUGAGGAGUCUGAGGAUAGUAGGCCUACACCAACGCCCAAUAUUCGUGUUUCUCAAGAAGUAAACAUUACCGAAAUUGAGACAAUUUCAGAUACCGAAAAUACCGAGAUCUCAGCAUCCUUGAGGAAGAUAACAGCUGCAACUAAAGCUACUCCAAAAAUACAGGAUCAAGUUUGUAAUAACGACGAUGCCAAUGGUUAUAGACUUGUUUAUAUAAAGAAUUUAACGAAUGCAAUGAAGGAAUUUCACAAAAUUGUUUGCAAACAGGCGGAUAUAGAACUAUCAGAAGAUGUUUCCAAACGUGCAGGCCUAUGUUCCCAUCUCAUAUUUCACUGCUUGAGCUGCGACACCAAAGUUAGCAUGUCAACAGGGAAGGAAUCAAAAGGGAAGAAGGCAUCAUUUGAUAUAAAUCGCAGAGCUGUGUUUGCUGCUGGGGAGAUUGGAAUUGGACGAGAAGCCCUAUCUACAAUGUGUGCAGUAAUAAACAUGCCACCGCCACCAAGUCUUCGAGCAUAUCAACAACACAAAACAGCCAUUUGUGAUGCUACAAAUUUUGUAGUAGGCAAAUCACUUAGUGAUGCAGCUAAACGUGCUAGAGACAGCCUAGGAGCAAAUGACACUGAUACAAUAAACAUUGCAGUGUCAUUUGAUGGUACUUGGAGCAAGAGAGGCUUUACUGCAAAUUAUGGCAUAGGUGUUGUAAUUGCAGUAGAAACUGGAGAAGUGUUGGACUAUGCAGUUAUGUCCAAGUCAUGCGAAAAAUGUAAGGCUGCUGAGAAAUUGAAAGGUGACUUGGAAAAAUACAAGCAAUGGAAAGCAAACCAUGCAAGCCAAGGAGAAUGCCAAAAGAACUUUGAAGGUUCAAGUACUGCUAUGGAGAAGGAAGCUGCAAAGAUAAUUUGGGGACGGUCCUUAUCAAAACAUAACUUUCGUUAUACAGAGAUGGUGUGUGAUGGAGAUAGCAAAGCCUGUACGGAAGUUUGGGAUACUUAUGGGGUAUGUGAGGACUGUGAUAAGAAUGCAUCAAUGGACAAAAAAUCGCUUCAUUAUCAGAAAUGGCUGAAGUCUGCAGCAUACACCAGAUGGGAAAAUGAACAUGAGAAUGGGAUUGCGGAAUGUUAUGGUGUCAAAAAACUUGAUUGUAUUGGUCACAUCCAAAAAAGGAUGGGAAAAAAUCUAAUUAGCAUGCAGAAGACAGGUGGAAAGCUUUCAGAUGGAAAGGCUGUUGGAGGGAGGCAAGGCAGGCUUACAAGACCUGUAAUAGACAGGCUUCAAAAAUAUUAUGGAAAUGCUAUUAGAAGCUCUGUUGACAGGGACGCAAAAUCAAAAGAAGAAAUACAACAAGCAGUAGAGAAGAUGCAGAAAAAUAUAAAGGCUGUCCUUUAUCACAGUAUUAAGAUGAAAGAACAAGAAAAGAGACAUUAUUUUUGUCCUUCAAACUCCUGGUGUGCUUAUAAGAACAAUAGAGGUUACACAGAUGAAACAUUUGUAGAUAAGCCAUAUCAUCUUGAUGAAGUUUUCUUGGAGUUUUUGCUACCUCUCUUUGACCGUUUGAGCAGCACCAGUUUGCUAAAAAGGUGCUUGCCAGGGUUCUCCCAAAAUGUGAAUGAGUCCUUCAAUUCUUUGAUUUGGAUACGAUGUCCAAAGCACCAAAACAAAGGAAUGAAGGUUGUUGAGGUAGCAACAGGCUCAGCUGUUUUGCAAUUCAAUGUUGGUGCAACUGGAAAACAUGCUCUUAUGGAUAAUUUAGGUAUCCCAAGUGGCACCCAUACAGAACAUGGUAGCAACAAGAAAGACCAGAGGAGGAUUGCACAGUCAUCAGCAAGACUGAGACAAAAGUUUAAAAGAGCCAGACAAGUUAUUCGUCAAGCAAAGCUUCGAGAAGAAGAACAGCUGAAGAGGCUGGAAGGGGUGACAUAUGAGGCAGGGGCAUUUAAUGAAGAGGAUCAAGGACCAUCUGCUGCAAAACAGAGGAGGACAUGUAAAAACCCAAAGGAAGCAAAAAUUGAAUUAAAAUAAAAUUUGCCAGUUGAAUAACAUUCGAAGAAACAUUGAUAAACUUUAAUCGCAAUUUACUCAAAACGCCUGUUUUUGAUACCAGGUGAUUGCCCCAUAUGAUUAUUUUCAUAAGCUUAAAGAAUAAGCUGAGAGAAUAAGCUUAAAGAAUGACCUUGAUAAAUGAGCUUAAAAUAUAAGCUGAGAGAAUAAGCUGAGCGAAAAUAUAGAUAAUUAAGGGUUUUCAUGGACAUUUAUUAUUUUUAUCAGUGCAUAUAUAGAGAUGU
Molecule: messenger RNA, 2567 nt
Organism: Rhopilema esculentum
Lineage: Eukaryota; Metazoa; Cnidaria; Scyphozoa; Rhizostomeae; Rhizostomatidae
Source: RefSeq, a predicted model, not a curated record